ACUACCAGUCAGUAGUCACCACUUAAAAGAAUAGUAUAUAGUCACCACUAUUUAAAUGUCAAAAAUUGUGAACCAUGAUGGCGGUAUGAAUAUACUACAGGCUGUAAUAAUCGUCAAACGUUUAUACUUACUCAAUUAGUUGUUUAUUGUUUUAAUCUACUCAUAUUUUAUGGUUUAGCGUAGUGUAAUGUUAUCAAUUUGUAACAAUGUCGAGGGAUUAUUGGAAGCUAGAAGAGGAUUUGUGUCGUUGUUGUCAUUCAGAAGGAACAUUUCAAAAUUUAGCCGGGGCUUACAAUUUCGAUGACGAGGAAGAAAUAUAUUUCAAUAUGCUACGAGAAACUUUUGAUUUAAACAUAACACCAGUGUCGGGCUCAUUGUGUGCUGCCACAUACACAAUAUGCGACGCGUGCAUCACGCGGCUCCGCGACGCAAGCAGCUUCAAGAGGCAGGUUAUACGCUGCGAGCAGAAGUUCCAUCAGAUGUAUGGAGGAGACUUUAUCAGAAUUGCAGAGUCAGAUUGUAAAGUGGAAGUAAAGGUAGAGGGACCGGAAAGGGAUACCGAAAAUGCGGAGGAAUUUACGCAAGUGGUGGAUGAGUUUGCGGACUCGUUGGACAGCGCGCACGGCGACUACCACGACGACGAUGACGGAGAAAGCAAUACGAAAACUUUAAAACAAGACGGGAAGAAGAAGGUAAAGAAAACACCGCAAAAGGCGAAAACGAAAGCGAAACCAAAAAAACCGCCCAAGAAAUGCGGCCGACCGCGCAAGGUGCAGGAGGUCCAGCACGAGGGAGCCGCCGCCGAUGACAAGGCUGACGAUUCCAGCGAGAAGCCGGUCACUUCGAAGCUGGAGCAACUUCUGACGCAAGGCGGCAAGGUGCGAAAAUUCCGCCUCCGAGAAGACGACUAUACCAAAGAUGGCGACUCGUACCGGUGCGCGCGCUGUGACAAGCACUACGACAAGCUGUUCUCGCUGAAGUUCCACGUGAAGACGAAGCACUACAAAAUCCCGCGGUUCGUGUGUCCGUACUGCCCCGAGGAGUUCAUGACGCCGGCCCCGCUCACCGUGCACAAGCUGCAGCAACACUCCGUCGACGACCGGUUCAAGUGCAACGCCUGCAAGGGCACCUUCAACACCAAGGUGCAGCUCCGCAAACACAUCAACAACUUCCACAUGCUCGGCGAGAAGUACAAGUGUGAGUUCUGCGAGUACGAGUCCUUCUCCUUCGAGGGUAUGUACAAACACAAGUUCAAGCACAAGACCGUGAAGGAUUACCACUGCCGCUUCUGUCGCAAGUCCUUCCUGAGGAAGACGACGCUGGACCUCCACGAGCGGAUCCACACCGGCGACCGCCGCAAGGUGUGCGCCGUCUGCGGGCAGGCCUUCGUGCAGAAAGCCAGUCUCAACUACCACAUGAACAAAUACCAUCCAGAGGUCAACUUCUAACCGUGCCGUCCAUCUGGGGCGAGAUGGCGCUCAUGCUGCCGGGGAAUGCUUCUCAAAUCUUGGGAUCACAAAUGUAUAUAGCUAUUUUGUGGGCCGGAGUAGCGAUAGCGAGCCACAACAGUUUCGAAAAAAAAAAUAACCAUGGAGUUUCGUCAUACUUGAAAUAUUAUACUCACUAGAAGUUAUAACAAUAAAUAAAAAUUCUUAUGGACUGAGGAGCAAUCGUGUUGACACAAAAAUUAAGUACUGUACGCAUUGAAUUUGAAUGUUUUGGUGAAGGCAGUGUGGAUGAAAAUGGAUGACAAUUACAGUGUUAUGAUAAUGAGCUACGACAGAAGAUUGUUAGUUGUGUUUAAAAAACAACAAUUUCAGUUAAUGACAACAAAUGUUUAUUUCAUUGUAAUUUUGUAUACGGGGAGUAGGUUUUAUAUUUUUUCAAGUGAAUAAUGUCAAAUUUGGAAGAUCAUGUGAGUGUUGAAAAAAGGAGAUUAUCAGGUGACACAGAUAGUAAAUCGCCGGAAAUCAUGACGUUGACUUAUCAUGGUGUCCGUUGAUGUUUGUCGGUUACUAUUAUUCCAAAUUCCAUGCAUUUUAUUGCUCACUUUGUUACAAUAUACUCAUCUGGGGUGCUGCGUCUUAAAGCGAUAUGUUACGGUCGUUAUAGCAAUAUAUAAAUAUAUUAAUUUAAAAAUAUAUGAAGAGAGAAGAUUAGAUAUUUUGUAUGUUUGUUUGUAAUGGAUAAUCUCGAAAACUGUUCAACUGAUUUGGCUAAUUCUUUCACUAAUCGAAACUUAUUUUACCACUGAGUGCUAUAUGUUACUUUUCAUGCCAUAAUGGGCGGUAACGCGAGCCGUAAACGAAAACUAAUAAUUAAUAAAAUCAAAGUGCAUUUUACUUUUUGAUGUAUUAAAUAAAUAACACCGAUAACAAUGAUAUUAAUGCUAUCCAUUUGUGAGUGAUAAGCAAGUUUGUCAAUUUGAUGAGGAAUAAGGAUUGGGUUGGAUUGUCCCUGUUUCCAACGAGGAGAGUAUUUUGGGUGAUGUAUAUAUAAACGGCGAAUGUGUAAUAAUAUUAUUAUCAUUUUAUUUUUCUGUUAGGUGUUAUGACAUGUAAUUUGUAAAUUAUAUUUACCGCUGUACAUUUGUAAAUGAUUAUAUUUCUAUGUGAAAAAAAAACAUAAUAAAUACUACGCUCUGGCCUGUAUCACU
Messenger RNA from Manduca sexta (tobacco hornworm), 2656 nucleotides. RefSeq names its product zinc finger protein OZF-like. Gene Ontology annotation, biological process: regulation of transcription by RNA polymerase II. Gene Ontology annotation, cellular component: nucleus. The coding region runs from base 207 to 1448 and encodes 413 amino acids. The transcript is spliced from 7 exons. The record is from RefSeq and is a predicted model, not a curated record. Gene Ontology annotation, molecular function: RNA polymerase II cis-regulatory region sequence-specific DNA binding; zinc ion binding; DNA-binding transcription factor activity, RNA polymerase II-specific. Lineage: Eukaryota; Metazoa; Arthropoda; Insecta; Lepidoptera; Sphingidae.